CGAGCGGAGCUGGAGGCCGGACAGGGGAGCUGAGCGGCGGCGGCGGCGGCGGGGGCGGUAAUGGCGGAGCUGGUGCAGGGGCAGAGCGCUCCGGUGGGGAUGAAAGCCGAGGGCUUCGUGGACGCCCUGCACCGGGUCCGGCAGAUUGCUGCUAAAAUUGAUUCAAUUCCUCACUUGAAUAAUUCCACACCUCUAGUGGACCCCUCAGUGUAUGGAUACGGAGUACAGACACGGCCCUUGGAUGACGGAGUAGGUAACCAGUUAGGGGCCUUGGUACAUCAAAGGGCAGUAAUAACAGAAGAAUUCAAAGUGCCUGAUAAAAUGGUUGGAUUUAUUAUCGGCAGGGGAGGUGAGCAGAUUUCACGGAUUCAAGCAGAAUCUGGUUGCAAAAUUCAGAUUGCUUCAGAGAGUUCUGGGAUUCCAGAGAGGCCCUGUGUACUUACCGGAACCCCAGAAAGUAUUGAACAAGCCAAACGGCUCCUGGGGCAGAUUGUAGAUCGCUGUCGGAACGGACCCGGCUUUCAUAAUGACGUAGAUGGCAAUAGCACGAUCCAGGAGAUUCUCAUCCCUGCGUCUAAAGUGGGCCUGGUCAUCGGCAAAGGAGGGGAAACAAUAAAGCAGCUGCAGGAGCGGACCGGUGUGAAAAUGGUCAUGAUCCAGGAUGGCCCGUUGCCUACGGGAGCAGAUAAGCCCCUGCGCAUCACCGGAGACCCAUUCAAAGUACAGCAAGCAAGAGAAAUGGUGUUGGAGAUCAUUCGAGAAAAAGAGCAAGCCGACUUCCGAGGCAUCCGCGGCGACUUCAAUGCCCGCGUGGGAGGAGGCAGCAUAGAGGUGUCUGUGCCAAGGUUUGCUGUCGGGAUUGUAAUAGGAAGAAACGGGGAAAUGAUCAAGAAGAUUCAGAAUGAUGCCGGGGUGAGGAUUCAGUUCAAGCCAGAUGAUGGUAUUAGUCCGGAGCGAGCCGCACAAGUCAUGGGGCCCCCAGAUCGGUGUCAGCAUGCGGCGCAUGUCAUCAACGAGCUUAUUCUUACAGCCCAGGAAAGAGAUGGCUUCGGUGGCCUCGCGGUGGCCAGGGGACGAGGCCGGGGCCGGGGCGACUGGAGCGUGGGAACCCCCGGCGGCGUCCAGGAGAUAACAUACACCGUGCCGGCAGAUAAGUGCGGCCUCGUCAUCGGCAAAGGGGGUGAGAACAUCAAAAGCAUAAACCAGCAGUCGGGGGCGCACGUGGAGCUCCAGCGGAACCCCCCUCCCAACACUGACCCCAACCUGCGAAUAUUCACCAUCAGGGGCGUCCCUCAGCAGAUCGAGGUGGCCAGGCAUCUCAUAGAUGAGAAAGUUGGCGGGACCGGCCUCGGAGCACCCGGAGCCUUCGGACAUAGCCCGUUCAGCCAGCCGCCCACGGCGCCUCCGCAACACGCUUUUCCUCCGCGGAGCUCGGGCUGCUUCCCCAGCAUCGCUGCUAAGGUGAACGGAAACCCCCCCAGCACCCCUGUGAGUGGUCCUCCGGCCUUUCUGACCCAGGGAUGGGGCAGCACCUACCCGGCGUGGCAGCAGCCCGCCCAGCAGGUCCCAAGCCAGCAGAGCCAGGCACAGAGCAGCCAGCCCGACUACAGCAAGGCCUGGGAAGACUAUUACAAAAAACAGAGUCACGCCGCCGGUGCCGCUCCUGCAGCCAGCUCCCCGCCGGACUACACGCUGGCCUGGGCCGAGUACUACAGACAGCAGGUCGCUUUCUAUGGGCAGACGCUAGGGCAGGCUCAGGCCCACAGCCAGGAGCAGUAGGGCAGCCGCCUGCGCGCCUUCCUCCCCGAGAUCAUCACAAGCGAAUCCCCAUUUGUAACAGAGGUUUAUAGAUUUGCAAACCUUUUGAUGAAGAACCUUCAUUUUGUUCUGUGAAACACUAUAUUUAGAUUAACCGGACUUUUCUAAAAAUCGGGAAAAUUCAUUACUAAAAUUUGCUGAUAAUUUCUGUUUCACUAUUUUUGUUUGUAUUUCAAACGUGUGAGCUCUGGGAGCCGUUCUGGAGCAGCUCCUGCCGAUCUGGCACCAGGACGCGCCUCAGAGCAGUGGCAUUUCAACACGGUGUGUUUUCGUUUCGUUUCGUUUCAUUGGGUCGCGCGUCUUUUUAUUCACAGUUGUUUUUUUUGGUUUUUGUGUUUCUGUUGCGACAGAAAGUGGCUUGGAAGUCUUAGGUGGUAUGUAACAAAUCCUUUUAAAAAUUUUUAAACAGUAUUUAAAUAUUCUUAAAUGUGUAAAUUCAUUAAAUGUCUUCUAAUUUCUUCUAUCUUGGCUGUCUGGUUUUAUUGCAUUUUUUAAAAAAACUGAACUAUUAUGUAUUGUAAUUAAUUAUGUGAAUUCCGAAUCGAGACAGAGAAUUGUAUUGCUGUCCAACAGGGAUUGGGAGGGGGCAUUUUAUAGGGUUUGUAUAAUUUCUAGAGUGCUAAAGGGGUAAUAUAAAACUGUGUCCGUGUGUCUAGCAUACGUUUUUUGUUCGUAUCUCCGUUACCCGUUGGAGCUGAGUACAACUGUGUAUCUAAGGCCUCCAGGCUUGUUUUAAAAACAAAAAACCUUUGUCUCUUCUCUCUGAAAUAUAAAUACUGUUAUUUUUAAUAUUAAAAAAGAAAUCCGCUAUAACUUUUAACAAACACUGUGGAACAUUAAACCGCAUAAAAAUGUAGUAACUAUUUUUUAAUUCCAAGGCAUUUUCUUCCUUUUUUCUUUGAGAUAUUUUCUUAAUAUUUGUCAAAUUAACUAGAUGAAUGAAUAAAUCUAGUAUUAACCACAAUAUGAACUAAAUAAUUUUGAUUUAAUAAAAGGGAUACUAUGAUCUCCGAUGUUUACUGUAGUGUAUCUUGUACAGAUAACAUGUAUUUUUAAAGGAAAGAAAAACGGAAUCGAAGCUAUUUUUCCUUGCAUUUUUUCAUUGAUCCGAGGGACAUUCCGUUUGAAAUAUACUGACGUUACAGUUUCCGGUUUUUUCCUCCUUAUUUUCCUUAUAAUGCUUGAAAUGUCUAACUAUUAAAAAAGGCAAUUGGAAAAUGUUAUGAAAUGUUAUGCAUGUUGUUUAAAAAAAAAAGUGUUCUUUUUAUUUGACUGACAAUUCAUUUUACACUCUAUAUAAUAAAAUUUCCACAAGGCGUCUUGUGGGCAAAGUA
Hyaena hyaena (striped hyena) is the source of this 3152-nucleotide messenger RNA. RefSeq names its product far upstream element binding protein 3 (gene FUBP3). Gene Ontology annotation, cellular component: cytoplasm; nucleus. The coding region runs from base 61 to 1779 and encodes 572 amino acids. The record is from RefSeq and is a predicted model, not a curated record. Gene Ontology annotation, biological process: regulation of gene expression. The transcript is spliced from 19 exons. Gene Ontology annotation, molecular function: mRNA binding. Lineage: Eukaryota; Metazoa; Chordata; Mammalia; Carnivora; Hyaenidae.